Molecule: messenger RNA, 934 nt
Organism: Ceratina calcarata
Lineage: Eukaryota; Metazoa; Arthropoda; Insecta; Hymenoptera; Apidae
Product: transmembrane protein 70 homolog, mitochondrial
Exons: 3
Coding region: 207-929 (240 amino acids)
Biological process (GO): mitochondrial proton-transporting ATP synthase complex assembly
Cellular component (GO): mitochondrial membrane
Source: RefSeq, a predicted model, not a curated record
CCAUGUUUGUGACCGUUGACUAUAUAUACAAAUCAAAGCUUGCGACCAACUAUAUACAAUUAACACAUAUACAUCUCGAAAUCGCAAUACUGCAUACAGUCACACGUCAUACAUCCUUCAAAAUGGUGAUGUAAGGAGCAUGUGCAAUUGUAUAUAACGAAGAUAUUUAAUUAGUGCGUGAAACAAAGUGCAGAUAAUUCCUGAUCAUGAUUCUAAUACUAAGGAAUUGUAUGUUAAACCGAGGAAAGCUCUUCACUCAAGAAAUCAUAUCGCUCAAACGUACUUUCACGUAUCGUACGUACAACAAUGUUAAGAAAUACCUACCGGCUUUGCAAGCAAAAUACUUAUCCACCGAAAGUAAUAAAAAUGUCGAUAAAGAAUUGAUAUAUACUGGAAAUAUAAAUGCCAAAGUUCGUAAUUUGAAACUGUUUUCGCUGGUGUCAACAGUUGGAUCAAUGACUCUGCAACCAUUUUUAUAUAUGAACAUGACAGAUGAAAACAGUGCAACGACUUUGGCUAUGAUAUUUGCCUUAGCCAAUUUAAUUGCUAUAGGUAGUCCUGUCCUGGUACAUGCUUUAGCGAAGAGAUAUGUACUAGAGAUGUAUUACAAUCCUCAGGAAAAAGAAUAUAUCGCGAAAGUGUAUUCGUUUUUCUUCAAGAGAAACGAGAUAAAAUUUAAUCCCGAUGAGGUCUCCGAGCCUCAAACACGAUUUACUGGAAUCUUCACAUCGUGUUACGCAAAGAACUAUCCACUACUGUUCGAUCCAAGUUUAUUUACAAAUCCUCAACAUUACACCAUAAUCAUGGGGUAUAACAAGCCAAUAGUGUUAGAAGUGGAGAAGUUAAAAAUACCUCCUCCUGUUAACCGGCUUCCGAUGAUGGGACACGCUAGUCAAAUAGAAGAAAGUAAAAAUAAAGUAAAGAUCUAACUUUC